AUGCUCUGUAUAUUUGUAAUUUUGUUCGAGUCAAUCAAUUUCUCUAUUGCUAAUGAUCCUAUUCUCAUCGCAUCUCCAUAUCCAUUCAAUACAUCAAAAUCAUCAGAUCUUGAAUGUUUUAGCAAUGAUCAGGGCAUUAUUCAAUCGUUGACAAUUAUUGCUCCAAUGCUAGAUAUUGGUAAAAAUACUCCUUUAUUGCUAUCUAGUAAAGAGAAUGUAAAAAAUAAUGCCAGUAUUACUUUAAAAAUCCCUACACCAUUUAAUUAUUCAAAAUUAAACUCAAAAAUUGAAUGUCGUUCAAAAUAUCAUCAUGGUCAACAACAAGCCAGUCAACUCAAAGUACUAUCAGUUGCUGAAAUAAUUCAAAAAGAAUCUUUUACUAUAAAUACUUAUGCAAAGCAAAUGGUUGCUAUUGAUUGUCUAGCAUAUGGAACAAAUGUUAUAGCUAUUCAUUGGGAUUUUAUUAAGGAUAUAUCCAAACGUUUCUAUGAUCCCUUGCCUGUUGGUAUUCGUUUUCGGCAUAAAUUUACUCUCAAUGAUACAUUGAUUAUUGAUCAUGUUUCAUAUUCAGAUCAUCAUGGAUAUUAUCGAUGUUCCGCUACAAAUAAAUUACUUAAUAUAACUUAUGAAGAUAAGAGUGUUAUUUAUUUAAAUGUGCAAAAAACUGCAAGUUGGAUUCCGAUUGUGAUCGUAUGUGCAGUAAUAGGAAUAUUUAUUUUAACAUUUAUUCUCUGUGCACAAUAUUUUCGAAAGAAGAGGAAAAAACAACAAGUAGAGAAAAAACAAAUUUCACAAAAUGAUGAAAAAAUGGUUGGUCCAAUAGAGCAUCUUUUAACUAAUCAAGUAUCAAUCGAAGAUACAUCAUAUUAUAAUCAUCAAAUAAGUUCUGAACAAAUGGCAAAAGAUGUGGGAAAUUUAAAAUUACAGCAGGAUGAUUUCGAUCAUCUUUCUCACUCUGAACAUCCUACCGAAUUACCAAUCUCGAAAUCACCAUAUAAAAAAGAACAAGAACGAACAGCAGUUUUUUAUUUAAAAUCUACUUCAAAAAUCUCUCCUCAGUUCAUUCUUGGUAAUCCAUUUAUUGAUGCAAAUGCUCAAUCAUUAAACUCAGUUAAAUUAUAUGUGAAUAAAUUUUGUAAAACUUAA
This is a messenger RNA of Rotaria socialis, 1146 nucleotides long. Lineage: Eukaryota; Metazoa; Rotifera; Eurotatoria; Philodinida; Philodinidae. The record is from the annotation of a GenBank genome assembly.